Messenger RNA from Asterias rubens (European starfish), 2663 nucleotides. Its product is annotated as E3 ubiquitin-protein ligase TRIM21-like. Gene Ontology annotation, molecular function: zinc ion binding; ubiquitin-protein transferase activity. Gene Ontology annotation, biological process: positive regulation of DNA-templated transcription. The record is from RefSeq and is a predicted model, not a curated record. NCBI's taxonomy places the organism in Eukaryota, Metazoa, Echinodermata, Asteroidea, Forcipulatida, Asteriidae. The transcript is spliced from 3 exons. Gene Ontology annotation, cellular component: chromatin; nucleoplasm. The coding region runs from base 241 to 2019 and encodes 592 amino acids.
CUCGAGUUGGUACAACGUCUAUUCAAUCAGAGUUGUGGUUAUUGUAUUGUGCACUUGAUUUGCUCAUGCAGUGCUCCAUACAAACACCUUGUUCGUAACACCCUGUACUUCAUGUGGAAUCAACUAUUGAACCGCCGUUCACAUUGCGUGUUGUAGCCUAUUGGGACACUCGGAAGGGAAUCCACCAGCUAAACUUUACAGCAUGUAGAACUUUUGCACGGUAAAACUUCAUCCACAGGGAUGGCAGAAGGAGGCGAUCCCUUAGCAUUGUUGGAUAAAUUCGGAGAAGACUAUUUAAACUGCACGAUAUGUCACGAGCGGUACAACCGGCCUAAAAUACUAAACUGCCUGCAUAGUUUUUGUGAGGGAUGUCUGGUCAAGUACAAGCCCUCCCAGGGACAGGUCAAGCUUUCAUGUCCGGUUUGCCGGCAGGAGACCGUGAUCCACGACGGAGGAGUGAUUGGACUCAAGACGAACUUCCCACUGAUGGGUAUGGUGGAAGCCUUCUUGAAAUCGUUGACCCUCACAUCAAGCAGGUCUUCUUCCUUAAUAAGUUCUACUCCACCGGAGUCAUUCUCAUCUCCGGCUCCUAGCAUCGUGCAAGAAUGUCGGAAGCACCCAGGAGAGAAGACCUGGUUCUACUGUUGGCCUUGCCAGGACCUGGUCUGCCACGUCUGCACUGCGAAGACCCACCAACAGCACGAGUUCCAAGAGAUCGACGAAGCUGCUGCUAACUGCAAAGACUCUUUGCAGAGCUACUUCCCGCAGAUCAAGAACAUCUUGGAAGACGUCGAAGGAGAGUUAGAGGUCUCUGGAAGGGUGAAUCAACUUCUAGCUUCGACGGCAGAGGCGAGCAAACAAGAGGUCGAAGAACGCACCAACGCAGCCAUCGCUAAGGUCAUGGCUUCCCGACAAGAUAUCCUGGACCUGAUCAGCGCGGUCGAGACGAAAACAACGAAGGAGGUGAAAGAGAGACUGAAGCGUCUGACAACACUCCGGGACAGGAUGCAACACUCUCUGAAGCUCUCAGAGCACCUGACGAAGAGCGCCUCUGCUGAGGAUAUCCUCUCACUCUUCCCCAUCAUACAAACCGAUCUUAAGAGGCUCAGCGACAACCAGCAUACACAAACAGAGAUCAAGACAACACAACCAGUCUCAUUCAUGAAGCUUUUGUCGACGACCCCCGUUGAAGCCCCCCUCGGGAAGCUCGUCGUCAAGACAGAACUUUUGGAGAUGGACAGACGAGUUGGAAAGACAGGCGGUGAUAAAGAGGAUUUCGACGGCGCAAGAGGGAUCACCUUGCUGGCUGAUGGAUGUGUCGCAGUAGCGGACUUGGGGAUGUGGACUAAGGGGAUAACCUUGUUCACACCGGAGUGGGUGUACAAACACUCAAUCAAGUUUCCAAAUAAACCAAGGGACGUAGCAGCUGUAAAUGACUCCAUGGUGGUCGCAGACAACACCGAUGCAGUGAAAGUGUACAACGCGAACCGACUCGCCUUUCAGUUCAAGACAACACCGCCGGAAGAAGGCGCCAAAGUCUCGGUAAACCUCGUCAGUGUCGCUGCCAAGAACAACACUCUCGUAGUCGGGGAUGUCAAGAGGCAGGUCAUCACCCAACACAGUGCUACCGAUGGGAAGCUGUGGGGAACUGUACACACGAGUAUCCCACCUUACUUCGUGGAUGUUAACGACGACGGGCAUGUACUUAUCAGCGGACUGGACACGGGGAAGAUCGAAGAGAUCGACGGCGAGGGUGAGACGGUAUUCACGCUGAGUCCGGGCCUCGCCGGAGAGGAUGUGUCGUGUCGGGGUGUAUGCUAUAAUCCCAACGGGGGAUUUUAUGCGGUUGUGCAGGCGAAGGAUUCGAACCAGGGACAUAUUCAUCAGUACGAGUCGAGUGGGGAGUUUCUUGGGUGUGUUGCCAAGGGUUUAUAUGACCCCAACGGCAUUGCCGUGACAUCAGAGGGUGAAAUUGGCGUGGCGGACUGUUUCUCUGUGAAGGUUUUCAAGAGAAUAUGAAGAGUUAAGGACCGGUUACUUAAAAACACUCAUUGCGGGUCACGCACUACGUAUUCAAAUACUUUACUACCACAAAAGGCUCACACGAUAGCUCGGAUUUUGUGUGUAUAAUAUUGUGUACAAUAUAAUAUUAUAUAUAGCUGACUCGAUCUGGGCCCAAUCGUUAGGUACAGACAAAAAGUAUUGUUGUACAAUUUCUCUCCGAAGCAAUUAUGAGCAGGAUAACAGUCACAAAACAUAGUAGUUUGGCUGGUAACCUUUUUGCAAAGAUUGUUUUUUGUGCUUAGCAUAUUUUGUGUUUAUAUUUUCUAAAAAGGUUUUGAUUUUCUACAAAUGUGUAAAGCUGCUUCUUUAAAAAUUUCAUAUGGGAUGUAUUGGUCGAAUAAAUAAUAAUAAUAAUAAUAGAGGGCUGCUUUAAUCAUGGCGAUACACCUUUAACUUGUGAGCUUAUCUAAAAGUAUCGAAAAUGCUCAGAGCGCGGUUUAAGCAAACCAUAACAAUGAUUGUUUGUAAAUGCACAUGCCUUUUAAUUUGAAGGAAAAAUAGCUAAAUGGAGUCCCAGUUAAAUGAAUGGGAGACUUUCUGGGACGAUAGAGGGCAGCAGACUUACCGGGUAAAUCCAUUGUUCUCAGAAUUAUGCGCAU